Molecule: messenger RNA, 1330 nt
Organism: Limulus polyphemus (Atlantic horseshoe crab)
Lineage: Eukaryota; Metazoa; Arthropoda; Merostomata; Xiphosura; Limulidae
Product: mitochondrial intermembrane space import and assembly protein 40-like
Exons: 3
Coding region: 148-558 (136 amino acids)
Biological process (GO): protein import into mitochondrial intermembrane space
Cellular component (GO): mitochondrial intermembrane space
Molecular function (GO): protein-disulfide reductase activity
Source: RefSeq, a predicted model, not a curated record
AGAUUCUAAAUUGUAAUUGUUAUUUGUAUACCACGUGCUGAUUGCAUGUUACCCCACUUGAAUUUGUAAAGUUUAAUAUAUAAUUGAUAUAUAUUUCCACACACAAAAAAAAAAUAUUUUGACUAAGUAAUUUUCUACUUGUGUCAAAUGUCAUACUGUAAAGAUUUUGGAAAAGACAAAGUGAUAUUUGUGUCCAAAGAAGAUCAUGAGACACCAAUUAAAGUUUCUUUACCAGAAAAUUCUGAUGACGACUCACCAGGUCUUAUUUUAGCUAAUGGAGAAAUAAACUGGAGCUGUCCAUGUUUAGGUGGGAUGGCAACAGGACCGUGUGGUCCCGAGUUUCGAGAAGCCUUUUCUUGUUUUCAUUACAGUACAGCUGAACCUAAAGGAAAUGACUGCAUUGAGAAGUUUCAAGAAAUGCAAGAAUGCAUGUUUAAAUACCCUAGAUUAUAUCCUUUAAAUGAAGAAAGUGAUAAAAAGUCAGUGAAUGAUAACAUCCAAGAAGAAAGGCUGUCAAGCAGUGGAGAAAAUCAGUCUCUCUCUCUAGUAAAAAUGUAAUAGUUUUAAAAGAUUAAUGUAUUAUAUUUAUUAGGAAUAGUUGCCACAUGAUUCAAAUAUUUUGUGUGAAAAAAUCUCUAACACUUCUAUAAAAUCAUUUCCAUUUUUAUCACUAUGAUAAUACAAUCCUGAUUAGUGUUUACAAUUGAAUAUAUUAAACAUAUAACUUAAAUUUUACCUAAUUUCUUGAUUUUAUCUUGUGAAAUAUUUAUAAGAUUCCAUCAGUCCUGAUGCUGUUUUUAAGUACAGAAUUUAGUGACAUUGGAAAGAGUUCUUUACAUUCAAAACUAGUACUGGUUUUGUCUGUUUAUUUCUUAUUUUCCUUUGAUAUUGCCCCUGGUGGCUCAGUGGUAAGUCUGAGUACUUAGAAUGUUAGCAACUGCUUUUCAGUACCUGUGAUUGACAGAUCACAGAUAGCCCAUUGUUUAACUUUGCCCACAAUAACAAACAAACUAAUUUUUGUAUUUUAUUCAGUCCUUGGUUUACUGUUGUAUUUACUUAGUUUUUUUUUGUCUACCCAUUCCAUGUUUUCCUUUUGUGUAUAAUUCACUUUUGUAUCUAUUUCUGUCCUAUUAUUUCUUUAAUGAUAUAUAUUUAUUUUUCAUUUCAUUUUUAUGUACAUCUUGGUGCAUGUUUUAUUAUCAACCAUUAUUUUGGAUAUUUCAUGAUAUACAUAGGUAAAUAGAGUUAGUAUUUUACUUGUAGACCUAUCAUGACAGUAUAAAAAACCCUUACAAGAUGUGGUGCAUUAUUUAAUUCUUGUAGACCCAUC